This is a messenger RNA of Daucus carota subsp. sativus, 4714 nucleotides long. RefSeq lists its product as uncharacterized. NCBI's taxonomy places the organism in Eukaryota, Viridiplantae, Streptophyta, Magnoliopsida, Apiales, Apiaceae. The record is from RefSeq and is a predicted model, not a curated record. The coding region runs from base 2157 to 2921 and encodes 254 amino acids. The transcript has 20 exons.
UUGCUAGUGAAGACUCCAAAAAAACUCCACAAAAUACCCACUAAUUAGCCUGCCCCGUUACCCAUUAACCCGUUAACCCGUUCACCUUUUUCAGUAUUUUCUUUUCGAUAAUUAAUCAGCAUACUCUGGGAGGCUACUUUCACGCAGCAGUUUGUUCCACCUCUUCUUAAUUUCAAAUUCAAAUUCCGAUUCAUCAGCAAUUUAUCAAAAAUCAGUCACCGUCGUGCCGCACAAUUCGUGCUACACGGAUCAAGGAUUGCAAUAUGCGUUUCUUCGUAGUAAUCAAUGGACAAGACACCAUCCCCGCAAUCCAAUGCUCCGCAGUCGACAAGUUCUGCAUGAAAAAUUAGGUUCCUAAAUUUCACAAUUAUGUUACAGAAAUCUGAGAUCAAUCGUCUUAAUCAUGGUCAUCCGGCUCUAUAAACAUUCAAAUUGAUGUUCGUAGAUUCUGCAAGAACUCCAGACACAUCUUCGAAUUCCGGAUAAAGUGCGAUUAACAAGAUAAAUAUUUGGAAUUUGUUUAAGAUACUUCAGUCUGUUAUUCAAGUGUAUGGAUCAUCUUUGAAUUCCUAUGCGAUAUAUGCAGUGAAUGUAGUCAUGUAUGGCGAUGAAAUCUGUCACAAUAUUAAUACACCAGUCGCAGGACGAAAGCGUUGUGGAGGAGGAUCAGCACAUGACGAUUUUUUACUUACCAGAUUGGUGAAGUUGCAGCAGCGGGGAUUAUGGUUCACGUAUGGGUCACAAUGGAGAAGAUGGUACGCGAGAAUGAUGCUUUUUCAAGAAACGAUCAAAGUAGUUGCUCAUGGAUUCAGAAGCAAAUGUUCACUAACUCCGAUGGUGAGGUCUUCUCUGCAAACUCUGUCUUUCAGACCGUAUAGUAUGUACCAUGUGCCUUGCAGUAGGUUCUUUUAUGUCAUUUGCGCUUUCACUUUAAUCAAUUGGUAAUAGAAUUCAUAGCUGCGAUCUCAUUAUUGCAACCAAGUCAAGUGUGUGCUCUUAAUCCGUCUCUCAGCUUCAAAGCUGUUAAUAUCACUACCCAAGGACAAAGAGAAUGACUCUUCUUCUGCACAAAACCAAGUGAAUCCAGAUACGCAAUCCAGCACAAGGACACCACUAAGCACCGUUAACACUAACCAAUUCUCUUCAAAUUCCAUUCAAAGUAGACUCUCAUGGAAUCAGAAUCAAACUGGCACUAACUCUGGUGAGCCAGAAUUGCAGGAGAUUCAGUUGACAAGAGAAGAUGAAAUCCUGAUAACGGGUUGUGAUGGUCUCUGGGAUGUGAUGAGCAGCCAGUUUUCUGGUAUGAGUCUGAGAUCUUUGUAUGUGGUUUUAUUUUAUCCCAGGGAAGAAUCGUAAGUUCUCCGCCUUCAUAUGCCGUCUCUUCCUUCGAUAAAUGAUGGUAAGUUCUUCCACACCCAUAUUAUCCAUCUUGCCAUUCUGUGAUGUGUUGAAGGCUACGAAAUGGUUCAUGAAAAUUUGAUUAGACAGGUUUUGAUUCAUGCAUAUAAGGUGUUUGAUUUAUGUUCUUUAUGAUUUUGUUUGAUAUUUUAAGAUCUUCUUACACCUUUAUACUCUUUUUCAUUCCAAGUCCCAUGUUUUUUCCAUUGUAAUCUCUCUUCACUUCUAUUUAUUUGUUCAGUUUUUUUCCAGAAUGGGGUAGAAAACUCUGUGGAGAUCUAUUGUAAACGAGCCUAUUAUUCAUCAUAAAAGGUAUAACAUUUUCUAAAUUCUUUUAGCCUACUCAGUUGUUUAAAUAAUGCACAAGCUGAUUCCGUUCAGCUGCUAAGCGUGAAGGACGUGGCCCAAGUUAUUGGUGUAGUGCUUAAUCAUAUUGUGCUUAAUCAUAUUGUAGUGUGUUGUUAGUGUAUAAGUUAGUCUAUAUUGCACAUAAAAAUAUCAGUGCAGAUUGCUGUUGGCGCUUUUUGGUUGUCUAAAAUGAUAAGGUUGACAGUGUAUGGUGUUAAAUAUAGCACUUGCAGAUUGAUGUUAUAUUAACUUAGAAAAUGACACCCGAAUGCAAUUGUUAAAUUAUCAAGAUAAUUUCAUCAAUAUUUUAUUUCUAGACUGGAGGGGUCAUAAUAGGUUCGGGGAAUAUGUUUAUUUGGAACCACAGCAGGUGUUAACAACAUCAGUUUCAGGAAUCAAGCGAACACACAAUGACAGGGGAUGAAUCCACAGGAUCAAAGAAGCGAAAUGGUGGCGCAGCACUUAAUGAGUUCUUGCAGAAUAUAGUUAAGAAUAUGCAGGCUGCGAAUCUAAAUACAUCAAGAAGUCCUCUUGGCACACCUGAUACUGAUAUAUCUCAUAACGAUCAAAUAAUCAAAAUCGAAUUUAUGUUGAUGGAAAGGAAUUCUGCGAUGCCAGAGGUUUAUGCCGUCGAGGUCUUGGACCUUCUUUGGACAGAGUGCUGGCCUCAAAGCAUGUGUAAUUCAUCCACUCUGUUCAUUUGGUCGUGGACCUUCUUUGAUAAAGUAUACAGACCAAGCAUUGAUCCAGUGAGCCAUCUCCGAAGACAUGAACUUGCCGCGAACAUAUCCCAACACGCAGCAACCAACACCUCUGUCAGUAGAUCUUCAAUUCCAAAGCGGAGAGGACGUGGACCGGGUGUUAACAAUGUGAUAAACGGUUUAAAUACUACAAAUGAUCAUUCCAGACGCUUGGCACCAGGUGUUACAUGGGAGGUUUUUGAUCCGUGCACAGAAAUGACCCUAGGAGUAUUUGAUAAGCAUGGAUCAUCAGUGAAGAUAUGUGAGUCUACAAGUAUAUGCUCCAAGACCAGCCUGAUUAAGUACAAGAAGCAUUUGACUAACAUGCAUGCUGUCAAGAAAUUUGUUCAUGAAUGGAGUCAUGCUGGCCGGAGAAUUUUACCUUCAUGUGUGACAAGCGACGAUGACGUGGACCAAGCAUCAGUAAUGUUUUAAAUCAAAAGAAGAUUACACGUGUAGAAACUCCUGAUCAAGCUUAUACUCCCACUAAUACAUCCACACACGAUAGUGGAACGACAUACGAAAGAACUCAACUCUUCAGUGCUAGAGGACAGAGAUGUACACCUGUGACAACAUCAAACAUAUAUUAAGAUAAGAAUACAAAGAUUGGUCGUCUAUCCUCAUUUGUUACAUCUGCACUGAGGACUUCAGAUUCAUGUUUAACCUCGGACAAUUUUCACCAUGGCUCUACUUCCGGGGUUAAAAUUUUGAUUCAGACAUUUAACGAAGCAGAUGAGCCUUCUAAUUUUGAUCAGCCGUUGUGUGAUGAAGAUGCUGCGGUGCUCCUUUUAAAGAGCUGCAAAUAUUGGAGAGCAUCUCAAAUCCAUCAGGUUCAAUGCAUGACGAUAAAGAAAUCAAGUUAUCUGGACAAGGCUUCCAAGAAGGAGAUGAAACAACAAUGGUUGGAAGGGUUACCUGUCAGUUGGUUCGCCAGAGAUAAAAGAAGACUGGUGGAAAGCCUGAAUCUCCCUCAAAAGCAGAUCCUAACACGAAGUAUGCAGUAGAUCCUAUGAAGCCUUAGGAUUAAGUAUAGGAUUCAUGCGUAUCCCUCUCUUUCCAUGCUUUACUGUGUCAGCUUUUUGACAUCAUAAAUCUUGGCAGUUACGAAAUGGUUAGAAAAAGGCUUCAAACCCUCUGUCUCUUUCAUUCGAUUAUCACACCCUCCUCUCUUUCUCUAUAAAUUCAUCUUCUAAGUCUUCUAACAUGUCAUUCACACACAGGAGGUUGUCCGCAUAUGAUCUCACACGGUUUUACUCAAUUUUACCGCGUACACAUGGAUGGCGUUUGCAUUGAUUCUCAAAUAUAAUUACUAAAAAACAACAACGCCAGAGAGAGGGGGGGAAGAGAGGGAGAGGUAGAGAAAGAGAGAGAGAGACAGGGAGGGAGAGAGAGGGAGAGAGAGAGAGCGAGGGAGGGGGGGAGGGAGGGAUUUCGGUGGUAUUAGAAAGUCUCAUCAGCGGCAUUGCAUCAGGAGUUGGUUCAGUUAUUUUAAAAAUAUUUGGGUCUCCCCUUGAUUUCCUUUAAGAAAAUUUUGCAGGUACCCCUUACUGAUCAAACAUUAUGAUACAAAAAAUUUGUUCCUUCUUUAUCUAAACUAUAUUGUAUUAAUUUGUAUGGACUCAAAGUUAUGUACAUCAGUAAUUGGGCGUUCUGAUGAAAAUAAUAGUUUAUGUAUCGUUUAGACGCUUUGUAAAAUUUCAUGUUCAUGGUUUGUGGUUCAACUCAGUAUGUUCCCCCAACAUGGGUUUUCAUUUGUUAUGUCGAAAAUUUCUGCGUUUCCCAGUAAUUAAUAACUAAUUGGUAGGAAGUAAUUGAAGUAAUAAUCUUAGGAAAACUGUUGACAAGGAUUAAAGGCACUAUGCAUGUUCAACUGAAAUGGUAGCAAUAACAGCAGGUAUCAUGAAAAUAAAUGCCCUGUUGUAUGGAUCAAAUGAUGUGAAGAAAAUAACCCUUCCACUUUAUCAGUAUAAGUGAUAUGUCCAGUAUUAGGUGAUGGUAGCAGGAUCAGGAUCGGGUCAGGGUACGAAAACAAAGGAGAGGAGAUGUGGUGCAUCCUUUGACGGUUUCUCUUCAGAAUUUAUAUAGUUGUACUACAAAGAAGCUGUUAUUAUCCUGAAAUAUGAUUUGUUCGAAGUGAAAUGAAUAAUUUCAUUACUUCUGAUUUUGUAACUGGCUAUUUGUAAUUUGAUUUUUAUGCAUGUGUUAUUCACAUGUUUUCAUGAUUCUAA